Polistes canadensis is the source of this 2203-nucleotide messenger RNA. RefSeq names its product elongation of very long chain fatty acids protein AAEL008004-like (gene sit). Gene Ontology annotation, cellular component: endoplasmic reticulum membrane. Gene Ontology annotation, molecular function: fatty acid elongase activity. Lineage: Eukaryota; Metazoa; Arthropoda; Insecta; Hymenoptera; Vespidae. The transcript has 6 exons. The record is from RefSeq and is a predicted model, not a curated record. Gene Ontology annotation, biological process: very long-chain fatty acid biosynthetic process; fatty acid elongation, monounsaturated fatty acid; sphingolipid biosynthetic process. Bases 565 to 1557 code for a protein of 330 amino acids.
UUGCUUGAACAUAAUUUAAAUUACAGUUCUCGUUACGUGAUCUUGUUAAUGGUCUCUCGAGAUUAUCGAUUGAAGUAAAGGCAAAGCUCGUUCAAAAAGUUCGUUCAUUUUUAAUCAAAAUUAUCGGGGGAUUCCCAAAAUUCCUAUAAUAUCGAAAACAAACAAACUAUUAUUCUAAUGCGAUCGCUAUAGAUGCUUUGUAUGCAUUGUUAGGUCUUUAUUAUACUUUAGUGAAAACAAAAAAGUCAAAGAGAUCAAAUUUGAUUAUAGGAAAUAAUCAAAUGUGAAAGAUUGGGUUCGGUUAUUUAACUUUGGACAGUUUUGCUUUGGUUUAAUCUGUUCUCUUCUUAUAUAUACGCGCACACAUUGAAAAAGAGAGAAUUUAUCGACCCGCAUAACAGCAGCAGGGUUGCGCCGUCGCGGAACCUUCUUCUCGUCGUAUGUCCUAUCUCUAUUCGAUUUAAAAGAAAAUUUUGCACCCACAGCCAUUCGCCACAGCUCGAACGUCGGACCCUUUUCGAGGAAUGUGCCGAAAAAAGUAAUAUACGCGUUAAAAUCAUCCAAAUGAAUAUCACCGAGGCAGCACCACCGAUCGACAAAAUGGCCAACAUUUACGACAACUCGUUCAUCCGAAUGUGGCACUUCAUUUUUUACGAUUUAGCGGAUCCACGAACACGUGAUUGGUCCCUCGUGUCUUCACCCGUGCCAGGACUCAGUAUUCUAAUUGGUUACCAUUACUUCAUUCGGUCCUGGGGCCCCAAAUAUAUGGAACAUCGGAAACCCUUCCAAAUGAAAAAUAUUCUAGUCAUUUAUAAUUUUAUGCAAGUCCUCUUGAGCAUUUGGAUAUUUAAUGAAGCACUGGACGCUGCCUGGUUAAGAAAUUACAGCUUCAAAUGCGAGCCUGUUGAUUUUUCGAAUACACCGGAAGCGAUAAGAGUCGCUAAAGGCGUUUAUAUUUAUUUUAUCGCUAAAAUUACGGAACUUCUCGACACGGUCUUUUUUGUUUUACGAAAGAAAGAGAAACAGGUAACGUUUCUCCACGUUUAUCAUCAUACCGUGAUGCCAAUGAUCGCUUGGGGUGCAGUAACAUAUUAUCCAGGAGGUCAUGGUACCUUCAUAGGUCUCAUCAAUAGCUUCGUUCACAUCGUGAUGUACACGUAUUAUUUACUAGCCGUAUUACUGCCGCAAUAUCAAAAAUAUUUAUGGUGGAAAAAAUACAUAACUACGUUGCAAAUGGGACAAUUCUGCUUGACGUUUUUGCACAAUUUUCAAUUGCUCAUAUACGAUUGCGGUUAUCCAAGGUGGACCGUCGUUUUUACUCUUCCAAAUAUAAUAUUCUUCUACUUCCUUUUUUCUGACUUUUACAAAAUGGCCUACGGAACUAGUGAUAAAAAGAAAUUAAGUGUGACGACGACGACGACAACGUUGGCCAACGGAAAGAUCGAAUCUAACGAUACGAAGAAAUUAAAUGGAAACGUCAACGAUUACGAAGACACAUUGAACGUUUCUUCCAACGGAAAGAUCAAAAUCCUCGACAAAGGAGACAAAGAAAAUUAAUUAUUUUCGGAUAGAUAUCUCGUUAUCGAUGAUUCUUACGAAUUCAAAAACGAAAAACAUUCAAACCAUAUUGGAAAAAGAAUCUUUGCUCCGUUUAAUCGGGAAAGUAAGCCCCACAUUUCUUCGUGCCAAAUCGCAAUUAAAACAACAACGAGAACAAUCCGAAAAAAUAAGUCAAUUCUUAAGGAUAUUCUCAUCUUACAAAUGCGUACUCGAUGAACGUUGAAAAACAAAAAAAAAGAUACGAAAACUUGCCCAGUUUUCGGAUUAGAUUUAAUGAUAACAAUUUUCGAUUAAGUUAACAAAAAAACUGCGAUGGCACGUCUAAGGCAACGAGAGAAAUGAUAUUCCCCUUCUUUCUUUCUUUCUUUCUUUUCCUUUUUUAUACAAGAAAAAGAACAUUCGAAAAAGAACCUUCCCCCCUUAUUUUUUUUUCUUCAUCAUUCUUGCAUUUCAACGAUAUGAAAAAAUGUCAUUUGCUGUUGCAAGAGAAAACGAUCGAAAGUUUAAAACGAGUAAAUCAUGUUUCUUGAUAAAUGUAAUAGCAAUCAACCAAUAUACCGGAUGAAACCUUCUUUUUUCUUUUUUUUUUGUUUUCCCAUGUGCCAUAAUAUAAUAUCGACCUAAUUAUAUUAUAAAUCAUAUA